Messenger RNA from Condylostylus longicornis, 774 nucleotides. RefSeq names its product keratin, type I cytoskeletal 10-like. NCBI's taxonomy places the organism in Eukaryota, Metazoa, Arthropoda, Insecta, Diptera, Dolichopodidae. The coding region runs from base 1 to 774 and encodes 257 amino acids. The transcript has 2 exons. The record is from RefSeq and is a predicted model, not a curated record.
AUGCGUGCUUUCUUGGUACUUUGUUUUGUUGCUGUCGCUUAUGCUGCACCGCAAUAUAAUUAUCAACAACCAGCUGCAGCUCCGGCUCCAGCAGCAUCAUUUGCAGCACCAGUACAGGGUUUCAGCUCGGGGGUAGCUGGACAUGCUGUAGCUCCAGCUGUUCAUGGUGCUACUGGAGGUCAUAGACAAGCUGGACCAGCUGUAUGGAAUAAGCAAUACUUUAUUCAUUCUGCUCCUGAAGAUGAUGGUUCAGAUGCAUCUGGAUCAAAUUUGGAUCAAUCAUCAAUAAGAAGAAAUUUACGUGUUGUUAUUGUUAAAGCACCAGAAAAUAAAGGCCUUACAGAUGCCGCUUUACAACUUGCUAAAUCAGCUAGUGAAGACAAAACAGCUAUUUACAUUCUCAACAAACAAACCGAUUUGGGUGACUUACAAAACAGACUUGGACAAUUACAAGAUGUUCAUGGUAACAAACCAGAAGUACACUUCGUUAAAUACAGAACACCUGAAGAAGCACAAGUUGCCCAACAAUCCAUUCAAAGCCAAUAUGAUCAACAAUAUCAAGGACCAACUCAAGUUAGUAAUGAAGGUGUGGCCCCAGUUGAAAAUUACGUUGGAUCUGCAGGAGGUUCUAAUGGUGGUUUUGCUGGUGCUGGUGGUUUUGGUGGGGCUAGUGGUUUUGGUGGAGCCGGAUCAAGCGGUGGAUUUGAAAGUGCUGGAUCUCAGCAAUCAUUCCCAUCAGUUAGCAACCAAUAUUUACCAGCGGGACGCGUCUAA